AAUUCUAUUACAAAAAUUAGUAGUGAUUAUUAUUAGUUUAUAUUCAAUACAUAUCAUUUGUUGGAGUCAGCACUAUCCUAUGUGUACUUGAAAAGUUAGACCACUGCACCUACCUGCUGGUAACUUUUACACUAUUUCACUUGAACUGUUCAUCUGGGAUCACUGAAUCACAUUAUACGCAGUACUACAGUUGAACAUGGCCAACCUAGAAGACAUUGCAGAGACUCAACGCUCACUUGAGGUUACCUUAUUCCAAAGAAUGCAAGAAUUUGAAGUCCAACUCAAGGCAUCUAAAGAAGGUUCAUCACAGCAAGGAUCCAUCAGCGAUAUCUCCAGAGCCUUCUUAAGCUUUAAAGAGCAAGCGUGGGGUAUAUUCAAUAUCCUUCAAAAGCAAAUUGAAGAGUUGACAAAUUCUGUGGAUGGAAUUGAAAUGCGUCACCGUAGAAAAUCAUUGCUUCUGAAUGGUGUGCCUGAGAAUACAGAAGAAAAUGUCACUGCUACAGCUCUGGACAUUAUACACAAAAACUUGAAACUGACAGACAUUAAAGCCGCAGAUAUCCGAGAAUGUCAUCGUCUUGGCUCUGUUAAUGCCAACCGAACACGUCCUGUUCUUAUCAAGUUUAGUGAUGUUUCAUGUAAGUCGGCUGUAUGGAAGAAUAAAACAAUGCUCAAAGGGUCAUGCUAUGUCUUAGCGGAGUUCCUGACCAGACGGAGGCAGUCUUUAUUUAUUGCCGCACGCAAGCAUUUCGGUAUUCGCAAGGUAUGGACGAUGGAUGGGAUCAUUACAGUGCAAAUGCCUAAUGGCAAUCGUUCGCGUAUUUCCAGUAGUAAGGAGUUGGAAAACUUGGUCGCUGAAUUUGGCAGCGCAGCGUCUACUCGGGGUGCUUCGAAGGACACUCCUGUGUCGACGAGCCAGGCCGAUAGUAAUAAAGCAGUCAGAGCAAAGCGCGGAGUUCGUCUUAAGUAGUACAUAACAAGUUUGUAUUCAUAGUUCCUAUAAAUGACUCCUUUUCAACAGUGAUACCUUAAUACCACAAUUUUACGAUGGUUGACUCUUUUUAUUUUUGUCAAAUGUUAACCCACAAGUAAUUUUUAUUCUAAUUUUUCAUUCACCCACUAUUUUGUUUAAUUUAUUUAAUAAUUUUAAAACUAACCACAAAUCAAAACAUUUAAUAAAUUGUUCGAAUGUCAUAAUCAGUAAUGUGCUGUCAACUGUCAUAUCAAAUCAGAAACUUUGUGAACGUCAAAUGUCAAUUAUAGGCUUGUUGUCACUAUGUCAAUUGAACUAUUUUUGUUCACUGUUUUAAUUUAAAAUUUCAUUAAUGGUUGUA
Achroia grisella is the source of this 1331-nucleotide messenger RNA. RefSeq lists its product as uncharacterized. The record is from RefSeq and is a predicted model, not a curated record. Lineage: Eukaryota; Metazoa; Arthropoda; Insecta; Lepidoptera; Pyralidae. The transcript has a single exon. Bases 197 to 967 code for a protein of 256 amino acids.